Capra hircus (goat) is the source of this 2530-nucleotide messenger RNA. Its product is annotated as zinc finger protein 77-like. Gene Ontology annotation, biological process: regulation of transcription by RNA polymerase II. Gene Ontology annotation, molecular function: DNA-binding transcription factor activity; RNA polymerase II cis-regulatory region sequence-specific DNA binding. The transcript is spliced from 2 exons. The record is from RefSeq and is a predicted model, not a curated record. Lineage: Eukaryota; Metazoa; Chordata; Mammalia; Artiodactyla; Bovidae. Bases 96 to 1328 code for a protein of 410 amino acids.
CUUAGUGUGAUAUUUUGAAGAGUGAACUGUUCAGUAAAGAGAAAAAAGUAAGAUUCACAAGAAAUGAUUUCUGGUCUGUUUUUGGAGAAAACUGGAUGUUUCUUGACAUCAGAGGUCACCAGACCCUAGAAAGGGAUUGGAGAAAUCAUUUGGUGGAGAAGCUCUGCAUAGAUAAUGAAGGUCAUCACUGUCUGGAAGCCCUAAACCAAAUUACAGAUCUUACUCUGCAUAAAGGAUAUUGGCCUGGAAUUCAGCCCUGUAAAUGCACUAAGUGUGGAAAAGCCUACAGGGGUUGUUCUUUCCAAAAUCAGCAGAGAUCUCUCCCUGGAUACAGAUAUUAUCCAUGUGAGGAAUGUGGGGAAGCCUGCAGCUAUGUCUCAUGCCUAAGCCCUCCUAGGGGAACAGACAUUGAAGGGGAACCCAAUAAAUGUCAGGAUGCUGGGAGAACAUGUAAGAGAUGUGUGAAGAGUCAUGGUAGUAAACGGUCUUCAGAUUGUAAGAAAUCUGGAAAAGCUCUUGCUUUUCCCUCACUCUUUAAGGGACAUGAGAGAGGUCAGCAUGGACAGAAAACCCACAUGUGUAAAGUCUGUGGGAAAUCCUUUACCUAUCAUUCGUACCUUGCGUGGCACAUGAGAACUCACACUGGAGAAAAACACUGUGGGUGUGAGGAAUGUGAGGAAGCCCUCCAAUAUUCCUCAUCCCUGGUUGGACACAUGAUGAUACACACCAGUGACAAACCUUAUAUGUGUAAGAAAUGUGGAAAAGCCUUCAGUUGUCCCAAAUACUUCAGAAGAUACAUGAAAACACACAGCAGCAUAAAACCCUACAAAUGCACAGAAUGCGGCAAAGCUUACAGCUCCUCCUUAUCUCCCAGGGAACAUGUAGGAACACACAGUCAGGAGAAGCCCUAUGAAUGCCAGCACUGCGGGAAAGCCUUCAGGCAUCAGAGAUAUUUUAAAAAGCACGUGAAGUUGCAUAAUGGAGCAAAGCCCUAUAAAUGUACAGAAUGCAGCACACCCUACAGCUGCUCCAUGUCCCUCCGGGAACAUGAGAGAACACACACGGGGGAGAAGCCCUUUGGAUGUCCACUCUGUGGGAAAGCCUUCAUGCGUCAAGCCUCCCUUCGCGGACACCUGAGGACACACAGCAGGGAGAGAGCCUACACAUGCACGCAGUGCCAGAAGGCUUUCCGUUGGCCCUCCUCCUUAAGGAAGCAUGUGCGAAUGCACAAUGAGAAGCCCUACGCAUGUCAGCAGUGUGGGAAAGCCUUUUGGUACCCCACAAACCUGCGAGGACACAUGAGGACACACACCGGGGAGCAACGCUGAACACCAGGCCUCUGGGAGAGACUUCGUUUUCACUUCAGACUUGGAAUGCAAGCAGCACCCUGGAGCAGAACCUUGUGAAUGGGACGCUGUGGGAAGACCUUCAGCUCUUCACUUAUUUCAUACAGAAAACCUCAGGGCAUGACAGAAAUCUCUUAAUGGAUAUAAAUAUGGUUUUCCCUUCCUAAGUGCCUUGUCUUUGAUAGGGAUCCCAGGGUAUUCAUUCAUGUUCUAGUUCAUGUUGCUAAUCUGAACACUUAAGGUAACUAUCCCUUUGUCUCCUUCAUCUAUACUAGUUAUAUUUCAUUACCUUUGAUUUUACAUCAUCAUGCAGUCAUAUAAAGUUUAUCUCGUUUCUGUUACAAUGUCUUUUGGGUAGGAGGACUAUGUCUCUUGGCUUGGGGGAAUCUUAGUUUUCUAACCAAGCAUGGUAUCUGUGCCUCUGCAGUGAAAGUACAGAGUCCUAACCAUUGGACUACCAGAGAAUUCCUGUUAUGAUGUCUUUUAAAUUUUUAUUUAUUUAUUUAUUUUUGACUGUGUUGGGUCUUCAUUGCUGUGAGAGGGAUUUCUCUGGUUGUGCUGAGUGGGGGCUACUCUCUCGUUGCAGAGCAUGGGCUGAGUAGUUAUGAUGCACAGGCUUAGUUGCCCCAAGGCAUGUGGGAUCUUCCAGGACCAGGAAAUGAACCCAUGUCCCCUGCAUUGGCAGCAGGACCCUUAAUCAUCAGACCACCAGGGAAGUCCCUACAAAGUCUUUUGAACCCAGGGGUGUAAGUGGUUUUCAAUUUUCAUUUUGUGUGUGUGCAUGUGUGCAACUUGGUAUGUUUAGGCGAAAAGUUUUUGAUUCCUUCUUUGUUUUAUAUUCCCAGUAUGCUCUCAUGAUAUGAGGUUUGUAUUGUUGAAAAGUAUUUCCUGGUCCACUGUUAGAGAUAAAGAAUUUUCUGACUCAGUAUUUACUCUCCCCUAGAACCUUUAUACUGAAAGUUGUGUCUUCUAUGUUUCUUUGUAGACAAUGGAUACCCUAUCUGUAUUCACAGUAAUUAGUAAUUGUGGAAGGUCUUAAAGGACCUUCUGUCUUGCCUGGUAAUGUUUGUAAUUUGGCCUCUGCUCAUUGUCCUUGAUCUUGGUUAGAAAUUGGACACAAAACACUGAGUUAAGAAGAAUGAUUUGUUGGCAGGGAGAUGAAAGCUGCUGUCUAGAUGAUUCUA